Molecule: messenger RNA, 3670 nt
Organism: Aquila chrysaetos chrysaetos
Lineage: Eukaryota; Metazoa; Chordata; Aves; Accipitriformes; Accipitridae
Exons: 5
Coding region: 538-3666 (1042 amino acids)
Source: RefSeq, a predicted model, not a curated record
CCCGCCCCGCGGCGCGACGGAGCCGGCGGCGACCGCAGCCCGGGACGCGGCGGGACCGGGGCGGGGCACCCCGGCGCGACCCUCCCUACCUCUCCCUCCCGCGGCCUUUCCGUUGCCCCCGGCAGCCCCUCGCCCCCGGGGAUCGCGGGGGGGGCGGCCCCCGCUCCGCCCCGUCCCGCCCCGCCCCCGGGUGGGGGUGUCCGGCCGUACCCGGCCGCCGUUUACCUCAGCCGGGCAGGCCGCUGGGUUCCGCCGCAACGGAGAAGUUGCUAACUAAGUUUCAGCACGGCUGAACCAGCCCCCGUCCCGCCUCGGCUCCCCUGAGGCACGAGCCGGUACCUAGUCAGGGAGAGGUCUGAUCAGUGUUGCUGAAGUGAUCACUUUCCCCUGUUCUGAAUGUCAUCUUGGUGACCGAGAUCUUGUUUUCACUAUGAGAAGUGAAUCGGGUUGUACGGAUUGGUUGCAGCAGAAAAUGCAAAUUAUGAUUCUUUUUCCUUGUUGGAUUUUUUCAAUUCUGUUGAAUGCGUAAUUAAAACUAUGGCAACAAGAGUAGAAAUAAAUUCUACUUUGGCGUCUUUGACGACAGUACCUGACUUAAAUGAAAUCAGAAAUGAGGAUAAAUCACAGCGUGUGUAUGUAAGUGUGCUUUCAGAUGCAAGUAACAAGACAAAGGAGGCUUCAGCAUCACUAACUCUUGAAGAGAAGAACAAGUUUGGGAGUACUUUGAGAUCUGCAACAAUGCCGUCGCUAGGAUCAAGGCCAAGACUUUUCCCAAAGCCUUUUUCUAAAGAGAAAUCUUCAGAUAGUUUUGCGAAUGUAAAACCACCUAUUCCAGCUUUCAGAUCAAGUAGUCUUAUUAGAAAGGCCACUGAAGAAACAUCAUCUGUUAAGGUAUUAAGUGGAAAUGUUCCUCCAUUAGUAGAUCAGAAAGUAAUUGAAGAUGAAAAUAAGGCUGGCAGUGAAGUAGUCACAAACAUGACCUUCUACACGGGUCCCAGUGCGAAUACUGUCAUUCUUUUUGAGACAGCAGGCACAGAGCAAUCAAAGGUAAGCCUGGCCCAAGAAAAAAGGGCUGCUGAUGACCACAGAGUAUUUAGUACUAUGCAAACAAAAGAGCUUCAGUGCAACAUGAAGCAGGAGAAACCAUCUCAGCUGUCUGAGACAUCCAGGAAUCCUGAAGGGUCUCUUCAUAGGCAGGUAUCGCUUUCCUCCAGUCUUAGACCAGUCUCUUGGAACUCCCUCAAAACUGGUGAAAAAAAAGAUGUUUGUGAAGUUCAUCCAGGGGAGAAAAACAAUGAUGAUGCAAAUAAUAUCUACAGUAAAGGUGAUUUCUCUAUUGAUAUACAGCAAAGGCCAAAACAUAGACCAGUAUCUGCUAUUUUUCUGGAAUCAUUACGAGAUCAAAAGCAUCGCACUGUGGAAGCUUCUGAGGAAGAAUCUUCUACAGAGAAAUCCUGGGUUAGAAAACCAAGGCCUUUGUCCAUGGACCUGACAGCUAAGUUUGAACAUAAAGAUCUUUCUUCUUGCAAGAAGACUUGUUCAUCUCAUGAAAGCAAGGAGAAUGUAUCAGUAAUUUCUUUUACUGAUGUUGACUGUCACGAUCAGUCUGAAAUGGGGCCAAAAACUGAAGAAACUGAGUUUCAUAAAGGCAGUUCUUCUAAAACAAAUUUGAAGUGCAGUAGUCAGGACAUUGGCAUCCUAAAUAAUGGAAAAUACAUAUGGGAAACAAAGCUUAAAUCUAAAAGUGAACAAAUUGAGACAAAACCAGAAAUAACGACUAGCUUGCACAGUUCUGAAAGAAGCCAUGAAACCACUAUUGAAAGCAGAACUAAUAAAGGGGGGAAAAGACCAGAUCAGAAGGAGACGUAUAUGUUUCUAGGCUGUGAAAGCCCUGCAGCUUCCUCAGAAAAAGAGAAUAAUGUCAUAAGAGGUAGUGUUAAAAAACACAUUAGUUUGUUUACUUCAGAAAAUCCCAGUACCUCAAUGGAUACAGAGCUUCUCCCAUCAGCUGCUGAGAAGGAAAACAGAUGUGUUAACAUCCAACAGAGAAUCAAAGAACUGACAACAGAAAAUACUGAUGUUAAGCCAGGAAAUCUACGCAGGUCACUUCAAUCACGACCACUUUCUGCGGACUUAACAAAGAUGUUUUCAAGUCCGACGUCAAGCAGUGAAGCAAAGCCCGAGAAACCUGCUGAAACUAGAAACGACUCUAUCAAUGAAAUGCAAGAAAAUCAAAAAAGUAAGGAGAUCAAGCUUGCAUAUGGCACAGAUUUCACUGAAGCACAUGCUACUGGGAACCCUUGGAAACCCCGGCAGAUUUUAAAAAUAACAAAUAAAUCUGAUCAGGUAGAGAGGAAAGGAAGCUUCCUUGGAGAUGGUCAGCAUUUUUCUCAGCAAAGUGAAAAUUCUGUCUCAUUCACAAGCAACUUGGAAAAAAAAUUAAAACCAACCACACUUGUGGAAAAGACCUACAUUAAAACUGUCCGAGCCACCAUGUUUGACCAUAAUGUUCAGAGGCAUAACGUUGCUGCUGAUCAUCCUGGAACUGAUUCUGCACUGAAAAUGAGUAAUGAGCUUGAGGCAAAGCAUGAUGUGGUGACUUCGGGGCACAACAGACGAUCAUGGAUGGGAGGAGUGGAGGAAACCACUAGUGUAAAGAAGGAGUAUGACAAGCAGUCUGAUUCAUCAAAACAUAUAACAGAUGUAGAAAAAAGUGGAAAACCAGCUUGUUCAAAUGAAGACAAGAAGAUGACUCCAGGAAUUCUCUUAGAAAAAUCUUUGGUUGAGAAAAGUGAAAAAGCCACUCCUAAAAAUGUAGAAGACUCUCUAAUUUACCAAAGAAUAGAGCCGAGAUAUGAAGUCUUUCAGGCGUGUGGUGAAAGAGCUCUUAGUGAAGCCAUUACAAUGGCUCCUGAAAAAAAGGCCAUGACACUCAGAACUAGAAAAUCAUCUGUGAAAGAGAAUAAAAAUGAUGAGGAUAUUUUACACACUGGUCAGUCAGCUAGGGCAAAUAGUAAAACUCUCUACUUGAAAGAAGAUAGCAUUAUUUCAGAAGCUAGAGACACAAAAGUUUUUACAAGCAAGUCUGUGUUGAGAGAACCUAAUGAUCUUUUCUCCAGUGAAUGCACUUUACCUGAACAGAAGAAAGACUCUGAUAAAACUGAAACUGAUCCAGUAUUAAUAGCUGAGAAAAUACCUUAUUCUACAAACAAAAGUAAAUGUUUGGGAAUGAAUGAAAAAGUAAACAAACUACAUUCUGAAAUUAAAAAUGAUAAGAGUGAAAUCUCUUCCAUGGAUAAAACAGAGAGGUCUAAUAUGAUGAAAUGCUCUUCUGAGAAAAGGGGUUUUAGAUCAGGUGGGGCAGACAGCUAUGAAUUCAGAACCAACUUUGAUCGUGAAGUUAUUUCAACAAGUGUAAAUAAACAUGGGGCCCAGUCUGCUUCAGUGCUUUCAAGUGGACAAUUUUGUAAAUGUUCCAGUAGCCACCAUCCAGAUACAAAAGUACUAACCAUUAAUAAAGAGGAAUCUAGGGCCUUUGGUUUAAGGAAAAGUCUAGACUUAAAUUGCAAAGAACAAGACUUUAACUUAGAUAGUACAGCUCAUGAAAACAGUGAAAAAAUCAGAGUAAUAGAUCCAGAAGAAAAAGUAAGGAGAACCAGAAAGUAGUGUU